CCUGCGGGCCUGUGUUGCUGUUUGCGGAGGGCGGGACUAAGGCUGACGACUACAAAACAGUCCAGACGUCACCUUUCAAACUCAAGCUGAAGACAAGCGUUCAUGCCGAGUCAGACCUGAACAAGGCUACAAGUAUGACCUCUGUACUCGUACUAAAGCAUUAGCGAACCAUGGAAAACUCGAGCAGGCCUCAACGGCCUAGGCAAGGUGGCUGGGAGAGGAGCUCCGCAUCGGACAAUACAGAAAGCUGGAGGACGCAGGACCAGGGGAGAGGACAGACCUUCAGGUCAGAGGGAGGUUCGCAGGGCAAGAGGACUCAGGCUGGGUCUUAUAGGGCCAGCCCCAAGAAGGGAGCUCUUGGUCUGCUCAGCUACUCCCCAGGUGGAAUUAGUGGUGGCAGUAGCCCUUCACAGAAAGACGAGUUUAGAAGGUUCCCAGGUCCUGAGAAUGGUGGCGGGAGUCGAGAAGAAUAUCGGAGAGAGCGCUCACAGCAAAACUGGAGGAGGAACAACGUAGGAGAUGGACCAAGGGAGGACAGGGAGCAAGGAUGGAGGGAGGGGACUGAUAGUGCUAAUAAAUCAGGGAGAAGGUGGCGAAACAGAAAGAAAAACCCUUUUGCUGAAGAGAAUCGGGGACUUGUAAAUGAAGAGUACACACUCUCAGUCCAAGAGCAGCGCAGCCUACGGCAGGCAGAGACACGGUUUAUCAGAGAUGAGAUCUACCCUUUGAAGAAGAAGCCACACAACAACCCUCUAGCACUUUACAGCUGUGCUCUCUGUGAUGUUCUCCUGGAUUCUGUUUCUGAUGCAUACAGGCAUAUCAGAGACAAACGGCACAAACGAAGGGCUCGGGAGAAGCAAGAACAGGUGAUGCUGACUGAGAUUAAGCCUCCAGGCCCCGAGCAGAUCAGUGCAGUAAGUGCAGCACUAGAGGCUGUUGUCCGGGAACAUGGGAUGAAUGACCAGGAUGUUGAGAGAAGACAGUGUGUUGUGUCCAUGAUGCAAGACCUCUUUCUGUCUGUCCUGCCUGACAUUCGCCUCAGGAUGUAUGGCUCGUCUUGUACCAAGUUUGGAUUUAAGGAUUCAGAUGUUAACAUUGACGUACAGUAUCCACCUCACAUGCAUCAACCGGACGUCUUGCUGUUGGUCAAGGAGAGCCUCUCUGUGAGCCCUCUCUUUGUGGAUCUAGAAGCUGAUUUUCAUGCCAGGGUGCCUGUGGUUAUUUGCAAAGAGAAAAAGAGUGGCCUGAUCUGCAAAGUUAGUGCCGGCAAUGAGCAUGCCUUCCAGACCACCGCUUACCUUUCUGCACUAGCCAGUCGGGAACCCCUUCUCCUAACAUUGGUCUUGGGCUUCAGACGCUGGGCCCGGAUCUGUGAAAUUGACCGUCCAGAGGAGGGUGGGCUGCCUCCAUAUGUAUUCGCUCUGAUGGUUAUCUAUUUCUUACAACAGCGCAAAGAGUCCCUCUUGCCUACUUACCUGAACCUAGGGAUUAAGGUUUUCUCACUUAGCCGGCUCUCUGAUUUUAAUCUUACACAUGAAGAGGAUGGAUAUGUACACUGGACUUAUUCUCCAUGCUCUAAAGAAUCAACACAACCAGAAGGCUUCUCUGUAAAAGGAAAGGUUCCACUGGUGUUUCAGAGUCCUCACCCGCCUGUGGAACUUGGGCUCCUCUGGGUUGAAAUGCUUCGUUUUUACUCACUGGAGUUUAACAUGGCUGACACUGUCAUCAGUGUGCGGACUGCUGCUGUCCUCUCGCGAGAGAUGAAAGACUGGCCAAAGAAACGCAUCGCUGUGGAGGACCCAUUUGCUGUGAAAAGAAAUGUGGCCCGCACCGUGAACAGCCAGCAAAUGUUUGAGUACGUCCUCCACUGCCUCAAAACCACAUACAAGUACUUUGCACUGCCACUGAACAUGCAAACUAACAGCAAGUCUCAACAAGGACCUUAUAAAGAGGAAAAUGCUGGAAUCUUAAAUAAAGAUAUGAGCCACCUCAGCAUUCAGUCACAACAUGCACAUCACCCAGAAGCUGUUGAAAAUGGUCCUGAAGACUCUGACUGCAUUAUUGAGGAGGAGGAAGAAGUUGAGGAAUACAAUGGCUCUGCUGAAGAAAGGGAGAAAGAAAAAGUGGACAUGGGCAAAAGCAGCCUGUCUGAGGAUGAUGAGGAGGAUGUUGAUAUAGAUGCAUGUAACAGACAACACCUGGACAGUGUCACCACAGAGGAUGAUGACAUUUUCCCUUUGGACGAGAUCUCAGGGGAGGAGCUUUUGUCUGAUGAGGAGGGUCCUGAUUUGGACACACCUGGGUCAGUAGAUGAUGAGGAGGUUGAGUUGGUACCUGUUGUGUCACCUCCAUUUUUAGAGGACACGACUAAAGAUGAGACCACCGAAAAUACUAACCGGAAACAAAGCGGACUGUCUUAUCAGUUCACUAAGCAAGUUUUCACCAGAGGAAAGUCACACAUGGUUGUGUGCAGCUUGUGCAAGCGCGAUGGACAUUUAAAGAAAGACUGCCCUGAAGACUUCAAGAAAGUCCAGCUGGAGCCUUUGCCCCCAGUAACCCCUGAGUUCCUCACUGUUCUUAACAAAGUCUGUGAACAGUGUUACACUGACUUUGCCCCAGAUGAAAUGGAAGUGGGUGUAAGAGAGCACAUCCUUAAAGACCUGGAGACCUUUGUCAGACGACAAUUUGCUGGAGCUCGGCUACAACUGUUUGGAUCAUCUAAAAAUGGCUUUGGCUUUCGACAGAGUGAUCUAGACGUCUGUAUGGUGUUGGAGGGACAAGACACCAUAGAUGAUGUUGACUGCAUCGGUAUUAUUGAAAGUCUGUCGAGAUUGCUAAAGAAACACCCAGGUCUAAAAAACAUCUUGCCCAUCACGACUGCAAAAGUCCCUAUUGUCAAGUUCUACCAUGUACACACUGGCCUGGAGGGAGACAUCAGUCUGUACAACACACUGGCACUACACAACACACACCUGCUUGCUUCAUAUGCUGCCAUUGACAGGAGAGUGAAGAUUCUCUGUUACGUCAUGAAGGUGUUUGCAAAGAUGUGUGACAUUGGGGAUGCUUCGCGUGGCAGCCUGUCCUCUUAUGCUUACACCCUUAUGGUGCUGUUUUUCCUCCAGCAGCGAAACCCCCCUGUUAUCCCUGUGCUGCAAGAGAUCUAUGAUGGAAAGAAGAAGCCAGAAGUGUCAGUUGAUGGCUGGAAUGUUUACUUCUUUGACGAUUUAAAAACACUACCCAGUCAUUGGCCACAGUAUGGACAGAACACUGAGGCGGUUGGGGAACUGUGGCUAGGCCUGCUCCGCUUUUACACUGAGGAGUUUGAUUUCAGAGAGCAUGUUGUCUGUAUUCGACAACUUGCUCGUCUCACCACCUUCAAUAAGCAGUGGACUUCUAAAUACAUCGUAAUUGAAGAUCCGUUUGAUUUGAAUCACAACCUGGGUGCUGGUCUGUCCAGAAAAAUGACCAACUUUAUUAUGAAGGCUUUCAUCAAUGGAAGAACUCUGUUUGGCACACCAAUCAAAGUCUUUCCUUCAGUUUACCCCAGUCAGAUGGAGUAUUUCUUUGAUCCUGAAGUUCUAACUGAGGGUGAAGUGGCUCCUAAUGAUCGCUGCUGCCGCAUCUGUGGCAAGAUUGGACACUUCAUGAAGGACUGCCCCAUGCGCAAGAAGUCAAAGCACAGAAGGGAUAUGGAGAAAAGGCCUGAGCACCCGCAUGAAGCAAUGGAGACAACGGGGGAAGCCAAGGAUCAGGUCAGACACAAGAAUGAGCACUGGAAGAAGAGGGAUCCACUAGAGAUGCGCUGCUGCUUCCUGUGUGGCUCAAGUGCCCACAUCAAGAAGGACUGUCAGCUGUACAGAAGUCCUGCAGGAUAUGUGAAGAUGGAAAACUUUUCUUCUCCCUCAUCAGCUCACCUGAGGAGUUUGAAAGAAAAGGAGAAAGUGGGUUCACCUAUACAAGAGGAGAAGAAAAAGAAGAGAAAGCAAGAUGUGAUAUUGACUCCACAAGCAGGUAGCCGACAUUUGGGUCACUCCGGUCAUAGGAACAAUCCAGUGGAAUAAGAAGCAGCUGUGGCCAUUCAGAUCACAUGGUUCUACUCAAGCAGGCAGCAACCCAAAGUCCAGAAUCCACUGAAUCUGAAUGGGACUGUUGCGCCAAAGGCAGCCUGUUGCAACCCAAAGCCAAGACGCCUUGACUUGAAGCCAAAUAGGGCCUUUUUAUGUGUGUACGUGUUUGGGUGUGUGAGCCCCCCCCUUCCCCGAAAAAGCUCUCCUCUUCAGAGGAGCUUUUUAAUGCUUUCAUUUUAACACAAGCCAUUUUGCAUGCCUGUCAUGAUUUGUUUACAGUCACUGCCAAUUCAGUUUUAGAUUUAGACCAUUUUGUGAUUUCUUUUCAUAUUCAGUGUGAAAUUUAAAAUAUUUUAGUACAGUAUGUCUGUAAAUAAUUAGUCCUCAUUCAGGUAAUACUAGGUCUUACCUGACUGAUAUAAUGCUCCAACCCUCCAACAAAUCAUCUAAUUAUACAUUCAAAUUAGUUAAAAUGACCAGAGCCUUUCAGCUUAAAGAGAAAAACUCGUCAUUUCACUUUUCUUUUUAAUUACACGAUUUUAUGAUGCCUUUGACCUUUAUUUGGAAGUUUGAGUGUGUUAAACCUUUAGAAAGUGUCUUCUUCUAAAGCAACUGCGUGUAUCUUUCCCAAUGAUGUAAUCGGUUUCAAAUGGAAUUUCUUUUGAAUCUCCGUACUGACUUUCAACAGUCAAUCUUUACUUCAUCCUUGAAAGCAGCUUAUACCUAAUGUAUAUCUGUGUUUGUGUCUCAGUUUUGGACAUUUGACCCUGUAAAUAUUUUUUCAGGAUAGUAAGCUUUCUUUCUGAGACUCAUACAGGCAUUUGCUGGGAGGAGUAAAGGGUGAAUGGAAGAUGAAAUGAUACAUCCUGUUUAGCCUGUGUGCAUGUCCCCCACAUGCUAGUAAUUAUGGUGCAAGAACAUUUAAUUGAGUCUAAUGCUGAAAAUGAUAAUCAUCAGCUGGUCCUGCAUUUCUGUACUUCUAGAUGUAAUUUUAAUUUGCUCAGUAGGGGGAUACGUGUGUUUACUUACAAAGGCAUACUUUUGUUGUACUGGUGGCACACAUUUGUAGCUGCACUGAGAGAGUCGAUGCUCUUGAAUUACAUUGCUGCUAGGUAAUGUCUCCAAAGCCUGCUUAUUUCUGAACUUUGAAUAUAGACUGUCCUGCUUUAAUGUUAUCAAAAGAGGUUUAUUAAAAAUGUGUUGUAUCGCAGUGAUAUUUCUCAUUUUUAAAGCAGCUUUGUUUCAUGGCAUUGUAAUAUUUCAUUGUUACAUUUGUUAAUAAGGAAUGGGUUGCAAUGUUAUUUGUGAACAAUGCAUUAAACUAAAAUCAAAUUCCAUCUUAGA
Molecule: messenger RNA, 5411 nt
Organism: Betta splendens (Siamese fighting fish)
Lineage: Eukaryota; Metazoa; Chordata; Actinopteri; Anabantiformes; Osphronemidae
Gene: tut7
Product: terminal uridylyl transferase 7
Exons: 29
Coding region: 171-4061 (1296 amino acids)
Molecular function (GO): zinc ion binding; RNA uridylyltransferase activity; nucleic acid binding
Source: RefSeq, a predicted model, not a curated record